UUUCAAGCGUACAGAGCACACACAACAUACAUUAUUCUACUGACAAAACCGUAUACAGUAUGAUUGACGUCAGUGAAGCCAUCAGUUUAGAAUAGCAAUAUGGUGGCUGGCGCACAGUGUAAACAAUUCUUUAUUUACUGAUAAAACACUAUUAAGAAAAGGCUCAGCAAAUGACACAGCUGCUUGCUGCCAUAAAUGGACUGGUCACACUACAAACUACAGCUACUAUGGCACCGCCGACGCCACCGGCUGUACCGACACCGUUGCCGAUGGCGCUGCCAUUUCGUGCCUUCAAUCCUGACAUUGAACGCUGGCCAGAAUACAUUGCCCAGCUCGAGGCACACUUCGCAGCAUGCAACAUACCAGGAUGGAAACCAAACUUUAAUACAAAAAUUGUGGUUAUUGUUCCCAGAAAGUUUUCGUAAUGUUUCUUAUGUAGUGUUUACUCAGACUUGCAAUGCAUUUAAAGCGUUUUAUAAUUUUGGACGAACUGCAGCAUGGUUGUUUUUUAGCACAUCUAUACUUCUUUUCAUUCCUGUUAUACUUGAGGUGGAAAGAGCUGAAAUUGAAAAUGAACAACGAAGACAUCAAAAUCAGCUUUUAUUUGGAUCAAAUUCUCCUGUGACACAAUUUGUGUCAUCAAUGCAGCGAUUUCAAGAUUGAAAAGCACUUCAGCAGUCUCUCCUUGGAAACAAAAUUUAUUUAUUGAUGUGUUCAAUUAGUUUUGUUUUAAUGGUUGCUGUUUAUUUUCUAAAAGAUCUGUUUCUGAGAUUGUAAAAAACAUUAUAAAAUAUCAUUUGGGUCUUUCUUAAAUGCUUAUGGGUUCAUGCCUUGUUAAAUAAAUUUGUGAAG
This is a messenger RNA of Schistocerca serialis cubense, 852 nucleotides long. RefSeq lists its product as uncharacterized. Gene Ontology annotation, cellular component: mitochondrial outer membrane. NCBI's taxonomy places the organism in Eukaryota, Metazoa, Arthropoda, Insecta, Orthoptera, Acrididae. Gene Ontology annotation, biological process: intracellular protein transport. The record is from RefSeq and is a predicted model, not a curated record. The coding region runs from base 196 to 663 and encodes 155 amino acids. The transcript is spliced from 5 exons.